CCUCACUAUUAUUUUUGCGAUUGAAUCAAAUGUAUAUUUUACCACUAAUUUUAAUAUCACCCCUGCCGUGUGAAUCUCAUUGCUGAGGCCUUGUUCUUCCAAAACCAGCAUUUGGGCUUUAUAGAUCUUUUCAUCGUCAGAUUUAAGCACUCAACAGCACAAACUCUGGUGAAGUCCGUUACAGUUUCCGACCAAAUGCUCAGGUUGUGGCGCGGCCUGAAAACGGUGGUCCAAACAUCACCGGCGAAUACACACCAUUACCACACCAUCCAAGCUAUCCCACGAGAAUGCACUGGCAGCCGUAUCUCGAGCCGUGAUAGAGCCCAAGGUAGAAUCCCUGCUGUGGUUUUCUCUCAAGGCUUGCUUGAGAAAAACCCAAGCAACCGUUCCCCGUCCAGGAAACAAAUUCUUACUACCGAAAGAAAGCAGAUUCGAUCCAUUAUCAAGUCCGUUCAACUCCCUUUCUUUUGUUCCACUAGGUUCCAGCUUCAGAUCCGGGCCGGAUCUGGCUCUUCUGUCUUACUUGAAUCCGGGACGGUUUUACCCAUCAAGAUUCAUAGGGACGAAGAGAGUGGUAAAAUAUUGAAUUUGGUGUUUGUUUGGGCGGAUGAAGGGACUGAGUUGAAGGUUGAUGUGCCUGUAGUUUUCAAAGGAUUAGAGGAUUGCCCUGGUCUUAAGAAAGGUGGCUACUUUAAAAUGAUAAGAAGCAGUCUAAAGUUUCAAUGCCCGGCAGAACACAUUCCUCAAAAAAUCGAGGUGGAUGUGAGCAAAUUAGACAUAGAUGAUAGAGUGUUAAUGCAUGAUAUCGAGGUUCAUCCGUCCAUGAAGCUUCUAAGCAAAAAUGAAAGCAUGCCUAUAUGUAAGAUUGCGCCGACUUAUAUUGAAAAUCCUGAGCCCAUAAAGGUAUAGCUAAAGAAGCGUGAGUUGAAACGAAUGCCAAGAAUAAUUCCGAUAUUUCUUGAUGUCAAGAGACAUGGCAUUUAACAUUUAAGAAUGAAUUUCGAAUUGAGCUUUGUGUCUUUAGCUGUUUCGAACCAUGUUUCAAAGUAAACAUUAAGAGGAGUUGGUUCCUGCGGAAUGGUCAGUCUGUUUAUUGUAGAUUCUGCUGAAUUCAAGUAGUUUUUUUUUGUUGUUUUUUUGGCAACUGGUUUCGAUGAAGUACAAAUUCAGAUACUGAAAUUUUUGUUCA
Messenger RNA from Gossypium raimondii (Peruvian cotton), 1189 nucleotides. RefSeq lists its product as hypothetical. The transcript is spliced from 4 exons. Lineage: Eukaryota; Viridiplantae; Streptophyta; Magnoliopsida; Malvales; Malvaceae. The coding region runs from base 196 to 909 and encodes 237 amino acids. The record is from RefSeq and is a predicted model, not a curated record. Gene Ontology annotation, biological process: translation. Gene Ontology annotation, cellular component: ribosome; cytosolic large ribosomal subunit. Gene Ontology annotation, molecular function: 5S rRNA binding; structural constituent of ribosome.